This is a messenger RNA of Caenorhabditis remanei, 930 nucleotides long. RefSeq lists its product as uncharacterized. NCBI's taxonomy places the organism in Eukaryota, Metazoa, Nematoda, Chromadorea, Rhabditida, Rhabditidae. Bases 1 to 930 code for a protein of 309 amino acids. Gene Ontology annotation, molecular function: acyltransferase activity, transferring groups other than amino-acyl groups. The record is from RefSeq and is a predicted model, not a curated record. The transcript is spliced from 7 exons.
AUGACUGAAUUCGAGACUCUGGUCAACCCUCCACAGGAGAUUUGGGAGGAAAUUGUCAAGAUAACUGGUGAAACUGAUGACUGGACAUUCCAACUUGAUGAUUAUAAGUACUGGUCAGUGAGCUACGACCAGUUCUGGUUUUUCGUCAUUUGGGAGAAAGAAACCAAAAACUUUGUUGCUUCCGUCUCAUUAGCUCGUUGGGAUGGAGACGAUGGACCACUUUUCUCUAUUGGAAUGUUCUAUUGUGUUCCAAAAUACAGAGGCACUGGCCUAGCAAAACCACUAUUCCAGAAUGUCAUGGAUAUUGUCGGGGACAACAAUGCCACGCUCACUGGGACUGUGGAGAUGAGCGAAAAAUAUGCGAGGAACUUUGGGUUCGACAAGGUCUCGCGAUAUUGGCAUUUGUCUAGUUCAUUAAAAUGCGAUGAUGUGGUGAUUCCCGAUAAAGUUUCAGGAAACUACACAACUAAAUUGUGGUCUGAUGUUGACUAUGAUUCCGUAACCGCCUAUGACCGCACGAUUUGCGUUAGAGAUAGGAAGAAGAUUAUGACCAAUUGGUUCAACUUGGAAGACACUUUUACUAGAGUGGUUUUCGAUGGUUCCGGUAAAAUUGUUGGCUACUCAACUAUCCGUCUUGUCACAAAAAACAAGCUGAACAUAGCUCCAUUCUACGCGGAUAAUAUCGAAGCCGCUGAAGUCCUUCUGAAAGAUCUCCUCAGUAUGAUCCCUAACUGGCAACAAUACGCCAGUUUUGCGUUUCUCUAUCCAGAGUGUAACACGGAUCCACUUGCACUCUUGGAGAAGUUCGCAAAGAACAAGAAAUCGGUUUCCACGGUCAAUGCUCUCAGGAGUCAGUUCACGAAGAAGUUUAUUGCAACGCCGGCACAUAAGGUUUACGCCUUGGUCGAUUGUGCUCAUCAGUUUGUUUAA